AGCAGCCACAGUCACACAGAGGACAGAAGCAGUGAAGGCUUGAAGGGAAGUGCUGUUUGUUUUUUCUUCAGGAGAAUGGCUCUUCUAACCACAAGCAUCCCUUCUAACUUGACCUCGUCGGCUGGAGAAGGAAACCAAACAAACACCAGUCAUUGCUCCCUUGGAUCUGACAACUGGACCUUCACCUAUGUCCCAGUUUAUGUCAUGGUCAUAUCUGUGCUGGGAAUUGCCUUGAACAUCUUCGUGCUGAUGGUUUUCAUCUUCCACAAGAAGCCUUGCAGCGUACCUGAGAUCUACUUGAGCAACUUGGCAGCUGCUGACCUGCUUCUGGUCUCCUUUUUGCCCUUCUGGGCUGUCAGCGCUUGGAAACAGUUUGAAUGGAUUUUUGGUUCUGCCUUGUGCAAAAUGGUCAACGUGGGCAUUCUGAUGAACGUCUACUGCAGCAUCUACUUCCUGGUUUUGGUCAGCAUAGACCGGUAUUUGGCUCUGGUCUAUCCACUGUCCCAUAAAACAAUACGCCGGCCAAAAUUUGCUAAAAUCGGUUGUCUCCUGGUUUGGAUUCUGGGAUUUGUUCUUAGUGUUCCUAAACUUAUCAACAGGGAAUUGGUACCUCAUGAUAACAUUAUCAAAUGUGGUGAAAAAGAUGAAACUAUUUCUGACACAUGUGAGUACAUGAUUUUGGUGCUUGCCUUCAUCAUUCCCGUUUCCAUUAUCACCUUCUGCACAAUCAAGAUUCUCCAAACUCUGAGAAGCAGGUUUAUGGAACGAGAAAAGACAAAGGACAAGGAUAAGAGGGCCACCUCUUUGGUCCUGGCCGUCCUGCUGGCGUUCCUGAUCUGUUGGCUUCCGUUUCAUCUGCUCAAGAUACCGUCCCGGCUCCAGAGUGCUCGUAUUCUGACAAGCUGUAGCUCUGAGAAAACCAUCUACUUCUGUAAGCAGAUCUUCCUCUACUUAGCCUUCUUCAACAGUGUUCUCAACCCCGUUCUUUACGUCAUUGCUGGGAAAAACUUCCGGAAGAAAGUUAAGGAGCUCUUCAAUCAUUGGAACCUCAAGCGGAAUUCAACCUUCAGCCUCACCUCCACAAGCACUAAACUAUCAAGAAGUGUUAAAUUCUAGUUAACGUUGAGCUGAUGUGCCGGCAGCCCACCAGUGAUUUUUAUAAUCCAGGUAUGGAAUCAAACAGUUUUAAGAUACAACCUUAAAGCUAUAGUGGGAUUUUCCACUUUUUUAUUGCCUUCUGCAUUGUGAAUAAAUUAGUUUGAUCAAGUAUGACAACCGAACCUUUGAAAUAAUCGCCUGUCAGUUUGGUAGCUGCCAAUCAUUUUUUUAGGAGUAGUAAUAAGAACCUAUUUAAAUGAGAAAAAUAGAAGGAAUUAAGGAAUACCUGACAGCUUGCAGCCAUGCAAGCAAGCACGGCACCAGCCUGAUAAAUACCUCUGCUGUGUUUUCUUUGCACUUUACAAGUCAAAAAGGUUCAGGCUAGGCUGGAGAAGAGUUUGACUUAACUUCUUCAGGAAGGCAAAAUCUAAAAACAGUUCAUCUAUUUAGCUGCAGUCUGAUCAUCCCCAAAUAAUUACAGCAAUGAAGCUACAUACUUUUGCUAAAUCUGGUAUAUUCUUUUGUCAGAGCUGAUGGACUAGAGAACAACAUGCAAACAACAACAGAUUGAGACAAGGAACCUAAUUAUAAAAACAAACAAUACCUUCGGAUGCACAGUAUAUACUCCGCCAAAAAAGAAACUAUCGCAUAAAAUACGUAAUUCAAAGCUUUACAUUAAAUCUUGAAGUCUGAGCGUGAAUAAAAAAUAAAAUAUGGUUGUGUUUAGUUUCCUUUAUUGCUGAGAUUGUUUUCUAUGAGCAGAACAUUAGCAAGGAAGGGAAAUUAGAAGAAAAGCUGCACGCUGCGACAGACUGGCGACCUGUCCAGGGUGUACACCGCCUCUCUCCCUUUGACAGCUGGAGAUAGGAACCAGCACCCCUUAUGCUAGGAAUAGACGUGUUAGAAAAUGGAUGGAUGCGACUUUGCAAGAUCAGGUGUUCAAAUUAUAGGUAAAUAUCUCAAAAAUGAUGCUACAGUCAUGUGAAAAACCCAAAUUUUCUGUUGAUCUAAGCCCGUAAUGUUUUGCCUCCAGGAGAGUUUCAAAGGGCUGUCCAGAUCGAGUCUACUAAAACCCAAACCCAAAAAUCCAGAGCAGGUUUUGUGAAGUUUUAUUUGGCAUGUAGCUGAGGGGCCUAUCCAGGAAUCCUGUAAGAACAAGCGGGUAUAGACAGACAUACAGUAUGUGCCAAAAGACCUGCUGAUUUUAACCUAAAUAUCUGUUGCAGGGGAAAACAGUAAGGGACAGACAUUCAAAAAAUGGGCACAGGGAGGAACACAAAGUAAUGCAAACGACAUGCAUAUGCAUGGAAUUAAAAUAAUUAUAAUUAGUUAAAAUAAGAGAGGUUAUGAUUGAAAGUUGUCUUGCAAUCCUUUAUCAUUGCACAAAAAUAUUAAGCAUAAAGUAUUUCAAGCAAAAACAAAAGUAAAGCAUUUUCUUGAUCUGUGAAAGAUAACAGCAGUGAAUAAAAGAACAGCAGGAAGGUACAAAACAUACAGUUUCAUGAUUCACAACAUUUGUGUUGCUCUGAUGAAAUGUACAAAUUUUCUUAAAGUCAUGAAGUUUGGAGAAAAGUAACAUGUCUUUGGUCUAAAUCUAUCUUAAUGUUUUCAACUUUUUUUGUAUUAGUUUCUCCCUGAUUGGCAGCCUUAUUCUUUCUGAUGUAUAUGUUUUUUUGUUUCUGUGUUUGAUGCAGAAAAUUGUAUCUGGAAAAAGCAUAAAUGUAUAUUUAUAUAUUGUUUGUAUAUCAUAAUGAGCAGAUCAACAGGAAUGAAGGGUGUGAUCCAUUCACUUCCAGAGCAGCUUUGUGUUGGACUUCCUGGUUCUAUCUUUCACCAUUUGACGGGAUUGGACUCCAGAUCCUGAAAACGUCUAUCCAACCAUGCAAACAACCAGAGCAAUUCGAAUAAAAACGCUUUCAGGGAAAACAAACACACACAAUUUUUUUUUUUUUUGCUACUCAGUUGAAUAGCAUUACCAAAUGUUUUAUAAUUGCAGAAGUAAUGGACUGAAAUGAAGAUAAUGGAAGCAAUCAACCAGAGAUGGAAGCAUGUUUUCUGUAACUGUGACAGCGUGUGUAAAGUUCUUAUUCAGCUUUUUAAUGGUUGGAUAUUUCAUGUGUAUUUGUAUGAUUUUUGUGAAUUUUGUUCUGUUUGUUAUCUAUAUAGAAUUGCUUUAUUGAGCAUUGAUGAGUGUAAAAGAAUAUUUCUGUUAAGCAUAAAAUGUAAGCAGCUUUCUGCAGCUCUUAGCACACAAGUGCAUCAGUUGUACUGCAGACUGUUUUCUCUUCAGUCACCUGUUUCACUCUCAUGGACUAUCUCUGCGGGCGGAAAAGCCACUUCCUUUAUUCUGAGGAAACUUUGGUGUAACAACCUUUAAAUAACAACUUGGUUCACGUAAAUUUUGCAACAUAGAAACUAGUGAUCUAUGCAGUUUAGGAGUGAUUAAGGUUUUGUAAAAACUGUUGUGUUUUUUAAUUUGUCUUUUUGUCGAAGGCUAAAUAAAGAAAGUAAAAUGACCCUGUUGCAAGAACUUUUAUCACUUUGGGUAUAUCCUUUUGUAAAGAAAAUCAUUUUUCUGAUGAAAUAGAGCAGCAAGGCAGAUGCAAAUAGGCUCCGCCUCUCAUCGUUCUUUAGAUAUGUUUUAGAAAUGUACUAAGUUUUAAGUCAAUAAACUUUAUAUCUUUAUACCCGUUA
Molecule: messenger RNA, 3792 nt
Organism: Fundulus heteroclitus (mummichog)
Lineage: Eukaryota; Metazoa; Chordata; Actinopteri; Cyprinodontiformes; Fundulidae
Product: B2 bradykinin receptor-like
Exons: 2
Coding region: 76-1116 (346 amino acids)
Biological process (GO): immune response; neutrophil chemotaxis; G protein-coupled receptor signaling pathway
Cellular component (GO): membrane
Molecular function (GO): bradykinin receptor activity
Source: RefSeq, a predicted model, not a curated record